AUGGACAGACGUUGUUUAUUCUAUGGUCUUCCAUUGUUGGAAUCUGGAACCUUGGGAACUAAAGGCAAUACUCAAGUCGUCUAUCCUCAUCUCACCGAAAGCUAUUCGUCUUCGCAAGAUCCACCCGAGAAGGAUAUUCCAAUUUGUACGCUCAAGAAUUUCCCCAAUGAGAUUCAGCACACGAUACAAUGGGCUAGAGAUCAAUUCGAAACUCUCUUUUCGCAACCGUCCGAAAAUGCUAAUCGCUUUUUGGAAGAUAGUAAAGAAUUCUUGAAACAUGUCAGAAACGCUUGCUCACAACCAAAAGAUGGAAAUGCUGACUGCCGUCGACUGCAUUGCUUGGGCACGCCUGCUUUUUCAAAA
This is a messenger RNA of Mesorhabditis belari, 363 nucleotides long. The record is from the annotation of a GenBank genome assembly. Lineage: Eukaryota; Metazoa; Nematoda; Chromadorea; Rhabditida; Rhabditidae.